CCAAAGGGUGGAGUCUGAGCAAAAGUGCUUUCAAUUUCUCAGUCAGAAGUCUGACUAUAAAUUUAUAAGGAACUUUGAGAAGUUUUAUUUUCAUUGAAGAAGAGACACGGGAGCUGUGGACCCCACUGGAAUCCUAGCUGGAGAACUAGUAAUGGAAUCUUCACCUCUUGAGUUACCAGCUGACACACUGCAACGCAUUGCAUCUGAACUUAGAUGUCACCCAACAGAUGAGAGGGUCGCCCUCCGCCUCGAUGAGGAAGAUAAGAUGAAGCACUUCAGAGAGUGUUUUUAUAUUCCCAAAAAGCAGGAUCUUCCUCCAAUUGAUUUAUCUUUAGUGGAUAAGGAUGAAGAUGCCAUCUAUUUCUUGGGAAAUUCUCUUGGCCUUCAACCAAAAAUGGUUAAAACAUAUCUGGAAGAAGAACUAGAUAAGUGGGCCAAAAUGGGGGCUUACGGUCAUGAAGUAGGGAAACGUCCUUGGAUUAUAGGAGAUGAAGUUAUUUUAGGACUUAUGACUGACAUUGUAGGGCAAGACAUAUGUCACUAUAUACAAGGAGCCAAUAAAAAAGAAAUAGCCCUAAUGAAUGGUCUGACUCUGAAUUUACAUCUUCUACUGUUAUCAUUUUUUAAGCCUACAACCAAACGGUAUAAAAUUCUCCUAGAAGCCAAAGCCUUCCCGUCAGAUCAUUAUGCUAUUGAGUCGCAGCUUCAACUUCAUGGACUUCAGGUUGAGAAAAGUAUGAGGAUAAUAGAACCAAGAGAGGGGGAAGAAACAUUGAGAAUGGAAGAUAUCAUUGAAGUAAUUGAGAAUGAAGGUGACUCAAUUGCCGUGAUCCUGUUCAGUGGGGUGCAUUUUUAUACUGGACAGCUCUUUAAUAUACCUGCCAUCACAAAAGCUGGACAAGCAAAGGGUUGUUUUGUUGGCUUUGAUCUAGCACAUGCAGUUGGAAAUGUUGAACUCUAUUUACAUGACUGGGGAGUUGAUUUUGCCUGCUGGUGCUCCUACAAGUAUUUAAAUUCAGGAGCAGGAGGUCUUGCUGGUGCCUUUGUCCACGAAAAGCAUGCCUAUACAAUUAAACCUACGUUAGUGGGAUGGUUUGGCCACGAACUAAGCACCAGAUUCAAAAUGGAUAACAAAUUGCAGUUGAUCCCUGGGGUCACUGGAUUCCGAAUUUCAAAUCCUCCCAUUCUGUUGGUCUGUCCUUUACACGCCAGUUUAGAGAUCUUUAAACAAGCAACUAUGAAAGCAUUAAGAAGAAAAUCUAUUUUGCUAACUGGUUAUCUGGAAUACAUGAUCAAGCAAUACUACAGCCAGGACAAAGCAGAAACCAAGAAAACAGUUGUGAACAUAAUUACUCCAUCCAGUAUAGAGGAUCGUGGCUGCCAGCUAACCCUAACAUUUUCUGUUCCAAUGAAACAGGUUUUCCAAGAACUAGAAAAAAGAGGAGUGGUUUGUGACAAACGUGAGCCAAAUGGCAUUCGAGUGGCUCCAGUUCCUCUCUACAAUUCUUUCCAUGACGUCUAUAAAUUUAUCAAUCUGCUCACUUCUGUACUUGACUCUGCAGAAUCAAAAAAAUAGCAAUGCUUUCCACAGCAAAAUAAGCAAAUAAUGGAAAGCUGCUGUUACUAUUAUUAUUUGUUUUAAUUAUCUGAAGUAUUUUCAAAAUUGGUUACACAUAACUGGCAAUACAGAAAAAUAUGAAAAAUUUUCUGAGUCUGUGGCCUUGAGAAAUCUAUAUUGCUGUCCAAUUUCUUGCUGCUUGGCAGAUCAGACUGUUUACUGGUGUAAGUAUUAUGUACACAGUCUUUAGCUAUUACAUUUCAUGAUCAGUGAAAUGUUUUAUGUUGGCUUAAUUUAUAAUUUGACUAAAAACUUCGAAUUACAUAAAUGGGGAAAUUUUGGUGUCAGUUUUAGAAAUAUUACUUCAGUUUUAAUUUACCAAAGAGUUUUUUAUUGGCAUUGUAGUUGAAUAUAGUGUGACAUAUGUAUGAAAUUUGCAAUGUUCCAUCUAACUUCAACUCUAAGGAACAGAAAACACAUUUUCCAGGGCAAUGACUUUCAAAUAUUUUGGAUACAACCCACACUAAGAAAUACAUUUAAUAUCAAAGUAUUUAUUUGUGUGUAAGCCUUAUUUCAUUGAUUCUACAAUGCAAUUUUUAUAGUAUUUUAACAUUUGAUAAAGAGGAAAUGUCUUUCAACUUUCAUUCAACAGCUUCCUACAACUGCCAUUGGCCAUUCUUUCAUGUCACCAUCCCUGACAUUACCAUCAUUUCAUAGUGAGUAGAUAUCAUCCUAGAUCUGAUUCUGAAAAUUGCAGAUCUAGAAAAAACAAAAGUUUCAUAAAAAUUUGCUUGUGCUCUCAUAUUUAUUAUUCUGUUUUAUUUCAUUACAGCAAAUGCUGGUUAAAGCUCAUUAAAUUGAUUUCUUUACUCACUCUUA
This is a messenger RNA of Phacochoerus africanus (Common warthog), 2437 nucleotides long. It is a transcript of the gene KYNU, whose product is annotated as kynureninase. Gene Ontology annotation, biological process: NAD+ biosynthetic process. The coding region runs from base 152 to 1576 and encodes 474 amino acids. NCBI's taxonomy places the organism in Eukaryota, Metazoa, Chordata, Mammalia, Artiodactyla, Suidae. Gene Ontology annotation, cellular component: cytoplasm. The record is from RefSeq and is a predicted model, not a curated record. The transcript has 15 exons. Gene Ontology annotation, molecular function: pyridoxal phosphate binding; kynureninase activity.